UCUCGCACUUCCAUGGGAGGUAUAGCUCGGCUUGGCGGCACUUGUUGAGGGGUAUCAGCAGGUGUGCGCACUGUUCUCUGUAUGCUUUUGGGACCUUCGCUUCCACCAUCUCCGCCUGCGUCGCUAUCAUCUUCUUCGACGUUCCUCCCAUCUUCCAUUAACCGAGUUUGAUGCUUCUUUAGAUGCUGAAAGCUCAAAUCCGGGUAACCAGAUCUUCGAAAAGCUCAUUUCAGGAAUGUAUCUGGGAAAGGUUGUUAGAAGAGUUAUACUGAAGAUGGCCUAGUAAACAGCUUUGUUUGGAGAUAUAGUACCACCCAAACUCGCUAUUUCUUACUCAUUGAGGUACCCAAAGUAAUUUUUAAUCUUUGCCAUUCCCACUAUCAUUGAAAUCUUGCAGAACGGGACAGAUGAGGCUAGGGAGAACUCUGCUGCGACACUCUUUAGUCUGUCAAUGCUCGAUGAGAACAAGGUGAUGAUCGGUUGCUUAAAUGGGAUUCCUCCUCUAGUGGAUCUCUUGAGGACUGGGACAAUCAGAGGUAAAAAGGACGCUGCUACUGCACUUUUUAACUUGUCACUCAACAUGCUUAACAAGUCCAGAGCCAUUAAGGCGGGUAUCGUACCACCAUUACUUCAUUUACUUGAAGAUAAGAACUUGGGUAUGGUGGAUGAAGCACUCUCGAUUUUGCUACUCCUGGCAUCGCAUCCUGAAGGACGAAAUGAAAUUGGAAAGCUAGCGCUUAUUGAAACUCUAGUUGAAAUUAUAAGAGUUGGGACCCCCAAGAACAAGGAAUGUGCUACGGCGGUUCUUCUUGAGUUGGGAUUGAAGAAUUCAUCUUUCGUGUUGGCUGCGCUUCAGUAUGGUGUGUAUGACCAUUUGGCAGAGAUUGCUAGAUGUGGGACAAGUAGAGCCCAGAGGAAAGCAAACUCCUUGUUACAACAUAUGAGUAACUGUGAACAUAUUCCCAGGUUUGCAAACAAAAAAUAAUAAACAAAUAAGUCACUAUAAUCCAUUUAGUAAAAUUUCACAUCAAAGUUCAGUACAGUUCUAGAAGUGCAGAUACUGCCCAAUGGAGCUUUGAGUAUUGUAUUGUUGAAUUUUCUUCAUGUACAUGUUCUGAAAUUGUAGAGAAACUACUGGUAUGUGGGUUGUGUCAUAUUUUGAUUCAUCAGUUGUGGUAGUGACACUUCUUAUAUUGGAAUCUUCAUUAGCACCAAACUUGUAGGGGCAAGGGGUCAGCCAAGCGCAACACUCACAUUUGAGGCUCAGGAUCCUCUUUCUAGGGCUAUAAAUGAGUCAAGCAGUAAGUUGUUCAAGCUUUGUUGGCAAAACUUAAUGAGUUUCAAAAUAGACUCAAACUUAAUUUGUUUA
This is a messenger RNA of Camellia sinensis, 1369 nucleotides long. NCBI's taxonomy places the organism in Eukaryota, Viridiplantae, Streptophyta, Magnoliopsida, Ericales, Theaceae. The record is from RefSeq and is a predicted model, not a curated record.